CUGCUCCGCGACCUCGCGGGCUCCCACGCGAUCUGCUGCAAGUCGGGCAAGGACCGCACGGCCAUGGCCGUGACCCUGGAGCAGACGCGCGCGCUGAGCCGCGACCUCCGCGUCUUCGACGAGCGCAUGCUCUGCAAGCUCCUCCGGGCCCACGGCGUCCGCCGCAGGAACCUGCUGCUCAACACGGGCCAGGACAAGUACGCGUUCAACGCGGUCCAGGUCAAGUCGCUCCCCGUCUGCUACCGGCCCCCGGCGGGCACCUAC
Messenger RNA from Aureococcus anophagefferens, 264 nucleotides. RefSeq lists its product as hypothetical. The record is from RefSeq and is a predicted model, not a curated record. Gene Ontology annotation, molecular function: phosphatidylinositol-3,4-bisphosphate 4-phosphatase activity. The annotation marks the transcript as partial. Gene Ontology annotation, cellular component: cytoplasm. Lineage: Eukaryota; Pelagophyceae; Pelagomonadales; Pelagomonadaceae. The transcript has a single exon.